Molecule: messenger RNA, 3769 nt
Organism: Rhea pennata
Lineage: Eukaryota; Metazoa; Chordata; Aves; Rheiformes; Rheidae
Gene: CARHSP1
Product: calcium regulated heat stable protein 1
Exons: 13
Coding region: 2003-2470 (155 amino acids)
Biological process (GO): regulation of mRNA stability
Cellular component (GO): cytoplasm
Molecular function (GO): mRNA 3'-UTR binding
Source: RefSeq, a predicted model, not a curated record
AAGGUCCCGCUCAGACCUGGGCUUUGCGGUUUCUCCUUCAGCGCCGCCCUCCGCGGCCGCUGGUGGGCGGCCAGCGCGGCCGCCGGCUUCACCCGAGCGCCGGGACGGCUGGAGGCAGAAACGCGCUGUUGGACCGCUCGCCCCUAGUAGUUGGCUAACGUGAAAGUAUUUGCGUUGCUCAACCAUUGAAAUGACGAGUUUUAUUCCUCUCCCCUGUCCUCAUCUUCCGCCAGCAGUAAACAGCAGCUGCUGCUGUCAGCGUUGAGCUGGGUCUAGGCAGCUUCUGGGCAAGUAGCUGCGGUGUGAAGAUCUGAGUUUACAGCGUAGGUGACUUCGGAUGAGAGCUGUGAGGAGUCAACGCGGAAAGCCUAGUAAAUCGCUGUUUGGGAGAUGACGCACUGUAGCGAGAAGGCGGAGAAAUCAUCAUCCGAAAAGGAGAGAAGACAGACAGGAUUUGGCAGGUGCGUGUGUGUCCAGGAGAGAAGAAAACUUUGAAUAUUGAACUGUUGGAUCUCCCUCCAAUAACUUCACUGGAAAUUCAGGCAGGUUCAGCUGAGGAGAGAUCUGCCCUCUCUUACAUCUUCUCCGUCUCCUGAGAGACUGCACACCUGGCUGACCUCUACAACAACAGUAAACAAAAGGGGUUUUGCUGAGUUUGUGCUUUAUGAUUCCCUGACUUCACUUGGAGACAGACAAAAGGACUGCAUGGAAUAAAUAGCCUACCUUUGCUACUCAUAGUGAUGGAAAGCAGACAACCAUCUCGUUUACUGGAACAAUGGGAGGAGCUGAAAACUUUCUCUCUUACCCUGGCUCCUAUUUUGUCUAGUAGAUAGCACAAGUAAUUAUGCCACGUGGCAUGCCUGCUAAUGUGCUCCUAAGUGCCUGAAGGGACUGUUAUUGCAAAAGCUGGGGCAUGCUGACUGGUACUGGAAAAAGAAGAAAACAAAAGAGUGGCUUCUUCUCACCUUCAGGAAUGUGCUGACUUUUCUCAAGGAAAAGACCCUAAAUUGAGAGGCAGGAGGGAUCCGGACAAGACUAUGUUGGCUGCAAAGACAAAUAUAUAAAACCUUAUCUUCACCAAACCCUUAAACCUUUUGCAACUGAGAUUUAAUUACAGCUCACAGUACUCUUGCCAACCUCGUCACUGUGUAUAGUCUAAGAUUGUGAAUAACUCCAAACAAGAGCUAGGCUGGAGAUUGCGGCUGAUUUCUUCAAAAAAAUAACUGAGUUUCUAAGUCAUCACUGAACAUUUUGGUACCUGGCAACAAAACGGAUGUCACAUUUGAAAUAGUGUUUUGAAAGAUGCUAGCUGCCUAGCCGAGUCAUACUGCAUGCUGACAACAGAUUUGCAAUUUGCAGAAACUGAAACUGAGAUCAAUCUUUAAUGUAAAAAAUAACAUUACCUACAGUGUCAAAGGCGUGAGGAAGUGGAUUGACUUACCCAUCCAUAAAGAGAGGAAGGAAUGGGCUAAAACUUGGAAAAAAAUCUAAGAAUGAGCAGAACUUGAAGACAUACUAGGCAAGAAAAAAAUGACUCAUAUGCAGAAACGAGAUGGACAUUGCCUCCCACCAAACUGUUCACCUGUCACGUCUUCUACUUUGGUAUAUAACCCCUUUCCUUCUUAAUAAAGACAACUGAACGUUGCCUACAUACAAAUCAUGGGGAAAGAAGAGUGAAGCGGUUUUAGCACAAGAAAAGGAAGACUAAGCUAAGACUGCUGAGGGGAAUUCUUGAUCCCUGCAACAGCACAAAGCCAUUUUGGGUGAGCAAGGGAUCAGCCAGUGCCAUCCCCAGGACGUGAGAGAGGCAGGGGAACCCAGCAGCUUCAGGCAAGCCCAAGUCCUGCUCCUGACUGCAAGUCUGCGCUUUGCCAUCCCAUCCCCAAAACAGCCACUUGGGGACCCUGCCCAGGCCUGCCUGUAUCCUGGGAAAGGAGCACACACUUCCCUGCAGCAGCUCCUUCAAGCUUGAGACAGAGAGAGCGAGCAAGGUUUUUUUCAGAUGUCAGGAAUGUCUUCUGAGCCCACUUCAUCUGCUUCUGAGCAGUCUCCCUCUUCUCCACCCUCACCAAGUUCUCUCCGUCUGCCAGAAAGCCGCAGGACAAGAGAUCGCUCCCCAUCUCCCAUGAGAGGCUACCUCAUCCCUAGUCCUCUUCCCACUCGACGGACCAGGACUUUUUCAGCAACUGUGAGAGCUUCUGAGGGUCCCAUCUAUAAAGGAGUCUGUAAAUGCUUCUGUCGCUCCAAAGGCCAUGGCUUCAUUACCCCUGCAGAUGGAGGGCCGGACAUCUUUGUACACAUUUCUGAUAUUGAAGGCGAAUAUGUUCCUGUGGCAGGCGAUGAAGUCACCUACAAGAUGUGCACCAUUCCCCCUAAGAACGAGAAGCUUCAGGCUGUGGAAGUGGUCAUUACCCAUCUAGCUCCUGGAACCAAACACGAGACCUGGUCGGGGCACGUCAUCAGUUCCUAAGGUAUUCGGUAUGGAGCGCUGCCACUGCACACACUACGCGUGUGGGGAACUGGCUCUCAACGAACCUGACCUAUGAAUAUUCUACAUAUUGUGUAGGAACAAAGAAUAGAUUGUCAAUAAGGCAGAAGUAGACCAAAAUUGCUGUUUUUACAGCUGGCUUGAUACUUAAAAAAUAAAACAGUUCAAAUGUUAAUGGAAAAAAAUCUAUCUAUCUAUAUAUAUAUAUAUUAAUGUGUUUACAAAACUUAUUUUAAAGAGACCUAGUUUGUGUGCUUUUGGAGGGGGAGGGAGAGGGUUGGGGUGUUUUUGUUAGUUUUUUUUGUUUGUUUGUUUUUUCUUUUAGUCUUGUGAACUGGUUCCAGUAAAUGCCCGAGCGAAUUAGGGAGAGAUUUGAAUGAAAGCUUUUCUAGAGCCAUGGCAGUGGUGACAUGGCUCAAAGGCACUGUAGGUGCAUGAGCAGUGUUUUGGGGAGUGCUACAACAUGCAGCCUUAUUGCUGAUAACAGUGCCUGAAUAUGUUGGCUUGAGAGAGAGAUUCAUUGCAGCAAUUUGUUUUCAUCAUAGAAUGAUAUUCCGAGUAACUGCCACACAAUAGAAAAUCUCUAUCUAGUUGUUACACUCUGACAGUUCUGGCAGCAACAACUGGUUACCCUUCAGGUGCAAUGUUUUAAAAUUACUUGUCUGCAUACGUGUGAAAUAUUGUGGGUUUUUUUAAAACCUGGAUUGUUUGUGAAUUUAUUUUGGUGCCUUGUUGGUUGAUUAGCAACAGAUUUUUAUAGGCCAGUACUUAAAAAUAAUGAUACAAAAAACCACACUUGGUAGCUUCAAGCUAAGCAGUAGAAGGCAGUAGAGUAGUGAAUACUUAAUAGGCUCUGACUGUGCUGGAAUUUACAAAAAUCUGAAGAUGACCAUUGAUUGCAUAUGGUUGAUCCAUGUCUGCCGCUAUAUUUUCACUUGGAGAAGGGGGGAGCAAAACCGUAAGUUUUAUGCUGUUCAGAUGACCAUAUGUAAAAAGCUGUACAAGUUAUUUAGUAGGUUCAGCUGUUCUGUUAAAGUAGAUUCUGCAGCUCUAUUUCCCUGAAAAGCUUGUUUGGUAGGAUGUGAUAUGCUCACCCUUGCUGCGACUCCCUUCUCUGCCUGCAAGAUUCUAUUUAGUCAAACUAGUGCAACUAUAUUAGUUCUGUUCCCACCUGCCUUCCAUACAUUUUUCCAAAUGAAGCAUUUUUUUCUCUAUUAUGUUCCUAACAGUGGAUUUUUAUUGACUUUGCAAAUAAAAAAAUAAAAAAAUGUUGGCAUGAAA